AACACAAAAAAUUGAAGAAUCUUGACGGCUCCUCACAAAUAAACUCAAACUCUUUCGCUCUUUGACUCUUCUGUUAAGUUGUCUUGAUGAUGUUGGAGAGUCUGAGCAGUACUUUUCUGUUUCGUUCGAACCUGGCGGCGCUUUGGUCACCUUAUCUGUUCGGGGGCCUGUCAAUGGAUUUCCGUUGUCGCCGGCAUCCGUUGAUGUGCCAACAUGGCGUUGGAUAAAAGAGUGAUGGAGUUGGGGUAUUAUUGGGUGUGGCUGCUGGCGACAUUGCAGGCGGUAUCAGUAUAUGGAGUUGAAUUAUCAUCAGAGGCUUGCAGAGAACUGGGCUUCUCUAGUAACUUGCUGUGCAAUUCCUGUGAUCUUCUUAGCCAGUUUGGCUUGAGCCAGCUAGAUCCAUUCUGCAGAAAGUGCUGUCAAGAAGAAGCUCAGUCUGAAACUAGAAAGCUCUAUUCGGGGGCAAUUCUUGAAGUGUGUGGAUGAAAAUUAGGGAGGUUCCCUCAGGUUCAGGCUUUUGUCAGGAGUGACAAGCCCAAACUGUUUAGGGGACUGCAGAUCAAGUAUGUACGUGGUUCUGACCCAGUACUGAAGCUCUUGGAUGACAGCGGGAACAUUGCUGAAGAGCUGAGCAUCCUCAAGUGGAAUACAGACAGUGUAGAAGAAUUCUUAAAUGAAAAACUAGAGCGCCUUUAAAAAAACCCUUGUGAUUAUUCUUUUUUUAAAAUAUUUUAUUUCUCGCAUCAUUUUUCAUCAUGGUAAUCUUCUCAGACAAAGUGUGAUAAACCCCGGAAAUCUUUCCAGCUUCUACAUUAAUUUUAAAGCUGUCCCAUAUUAUGUGGUGCUCAACAUCUUUUAAUUAGAAGCAGAAGCUUCAAGCACAGCACUUUUGACAAAUUGGCAGGCUGAACAAAUGGCCUGUCCUGGUACAUUUCAGCUCAUCUUAGUGGAUGGAGAUCAUUAAUGAAAUGCUUUGAGACUAAUGUAAUACAAAUACUGAAAUUUAUUAUAAUUGGGCCAUUUAUUUUAUUUUUUUACAGGCAAGCCUAUCUGUCAGCUUCAAAUAAUUGAGAUGAUUACUAUGCUUUUUUUAUAUAUGCUGCCGCUCUUUGUACAGGCAUGGGAAGUUGGAACCAAAUAAGAUGUACUCUGCCUCCCAAAGAGAUGUCUGCUAGUAUCUUUGCAUUUUGUAUUUCCCAGCUGUCCUUUUUAUAGAACUGUUACUUACAAUACUCAUAAUGAAUGCCUGCUCUGGAAAAAAAAUCAUUUGUAGUCUUGUUCUGAUGGAGGAACUCAUGAUCUGGAGUGACUGAAGAAGGCUAGGGAAAUGCACUUUAAUGAUGACUACAUAGAAAGCCUUUAAUAAAAGGCAUGUGUAGGUCUGAUGUCAGGUGUACUUUCAUUAAAUGCUUUUACCUUCAUUCAGCAGUUGUGAGUUCAGUGAUGGAAAAAAUGUUGGAAAUACUUUACAAAAUCUGUAUCAAAUUUCUGAUUCUUUAAGUACAUUCAAAUAAAAUGUUUUGAAGACAA
Molecule: messenger RNA, 1530 nt
Organism: Rhineura floridana
Lineage: Eukaryota; Metazoa; Chordata; Lepidosauria; Squamata; Rhineuridae
Gene: SELENOF
Product: selenoprotein F
Exons: 5
Cellular component (GO): endoplasmic reticulum lumen
Molecular function (GO): oxidoreductase activity
Source: RefSeq, a predicted model, not a curated record